AUGGCCCUUGAUUCAGAUAGCAGUGAUGAUGAAAUGAUGGACCACAAAAAAGAUCUGAGUGAGCCAGGAAAGCAACUACAAAAGCAGCUCAACAAGCAGGAACAAGAACGCCCAAGACGGCUCGUCUCACCCACUCCGAUAGUGAAGAAGAAACUCAAGGAAACGGUGUUGUCAGGCAUUCAAAAGAAGGAAGUCGUAGCACCAACCCUUUUCGAUAGCUUUUUCCGGCUGAACAUCAGAAACCCGAAAAUUUCGUCUUCUACGUUCGAUACCUAUAUAGAUGGUUACAAACGCUUUCGUAUCUCUGAUCUCAAGCAAAACUCUGUAAUUUCAGCUGAUAGCUGGACGACUGCUGGAGUUGUUGUUAGUCGUGAAGUCAGGAAAAGUGCUAACGGAAAAGACUACCUUAUAUGGAAGCUCCACGAUCUGAAGGACUGUCAACAAGCGCCUGUUGUUUUGCUGCUUUUUGGUGAGGCGUAUAAAGAGUACUGGAAGUUGCAAGCUGGGAUAUGUGUUGCGUUGAUGACACCAAUGUUUGCUGACGGUGACAAGAACACUAAUCUGGACAGAUUCAAGCCAAAAGCUUUCAGCAACGCACGUCACUCUAAAGGUUUUCAAAGGCUGCACAAGUUGUCGAGCUCGGUUACUCAAGUGAUCUGGGUACGUGUAAGGGCGUCAAAUUCGACGGACAGAAAUGCAGUAACUUUGUUCAAUGUUUCUAUGUCGGAUUACUGCGUUCAUCACGUUAUGAAGGAAGCACGGAAACUGGCGACCAAUCGAGGGACAUUUAACAGCGUCACUUCAAUGCCACCACCCAAAAAAGUCAACAACGGAUUGUACUGCAACCCUCGAGCCGGUCUGUCGGGACGAAUUGGGUCUGCCAGCUCAUCAGCUUUAUCGGAUAACAUUCAUCCGACUCAGACGAAUGCCAUUAGACCGUCCGAGCUCAAGACUACUACGAAAGCGGAAGAAAAAGAAGUACUCAAAGAGAUAAUUAGUGGACGAGCUCACAUGUUUGGCGCUCGUAACAUGAAGCUUCUUCGCUGA
Cooperia oncophora is the source of this 1047-nucleotide messenger RNA. NCBI's taxonomy places the organism in Eukaryota, Metazoa, Nematoda, Chromadorea, Rhabditida, Trichostrongylidae. The record is from the annotation of a GenBank genome assembly.